AUGCCGGCAUACCAUUCGUCGUUUAAUGAGGACCCUGAGGCCAGGCAGGUGGGCAACAUGUCCAUCUUGCCUAUCAGGACGAGGAUAAGGGGGCCAGCACCGAUUGGGGAUCCUUCGCAGGCGGAUAUUAUCGACGAAACUCUCGACCUCUUCCGUGCAAACUCGCUGUUCAGGAACUUUGAGAUCAAGGGUCCAGCAGACCGAACCUUGAUCAUCCUCAUCCUUUUCGUGUCGGACUGUCUGGCAAAGAUCGGUAGCGCUCGAACUCCACCGUCGCAGAUUGAAGCUUCCAAGUUAUUGAACACCUUGUCUGUGGACCACUUCCCUAUUCCCGGAGACGCCAACUUCGCUCUCAACUCCCACUACGCACCACCUUCGAGCAGACAGGAAGCUGACUACCUUCGACAAUACCUCACCCAAGUUCGACAGGAACUAUCCGCAAGGCUCGUUGAGAAGCUGUAUGCAGAUGGUACUGGGAAACCCAGCAAAUGGUGGAUGGCGUUCCAGAAGCGACGCUUCAUGAACCGAAGCUUGGGGACAUGAUCUGUUGAUACACACAUACAAGGGAACAGGUAAUACACAAUAUGUAGCAAGACUACUUCUUUUUACGCCGUUCAUUGGGAUUUUUUC
Messenger RNA from Coprinopsis cinerea okayama7#130, 630 nucleotides. Its product is annotated as ARP2/3 complex 21 kDa subunit. The record is from RefSeq and is a predicted model, not a curated record. Gene Ontology annotation, cellular component: cytoskeleton; Arp2/3 protein complex. Gene Ontology annotation, molecular function: actin filament binding. The transcript has 4 exons. Gene Ontology annotation, biological process: regulation of actin filament polymerization; Arp2/3 complex-mediated actin nucleation. NCBI's taxonomy places the organism in Eukaryota, Fungi, Basidiomycota, Agaricomycetes, Agaricales, Psathyrellaceae. Bases 1 to 543 code for a protein of 180 amino acids.